GGUGGCUAUAAAAAGAAGGGGCAGCGGUGCCGCCGCCGGCUGAGCCGAGCCGUGGUUUUUGUUUGUUGCUCCGGUGGCGAUCGAGAUUCGUCAACAUGAGCGUGUGUCUGACCAUCCUGUCCCUGUGCUUGGGGCUGGCCUUUGCUGCACCGAGACUAGAUCCCGAUUUGGACAGCCACUGGCAGCUGUGGAAGUCCUGGCACAGUAAAGAUUAUCAUGAGAGAGAGGAAAGCUGGAGGAGAGUGGUAUGGGAGAAGAAUCUGAAAAUGAUUGAACUGCAUAACCUGGAUCACUCAUUGGGAAAACACAGUUAUAAGUUGGGGAUGAAUCAGUUUGGUGACAUGACGACGGAGGAGUUCAGACAGCUGAUGAAUGGCUAUAUACACAAGAAGUCAGAAAGGAAGUACAGAGGAUCCCAGUUUCUUGAGCCCAGUUUCCUUGAAGCACCACGAUCUGUAGACUGGAGAGAGAAGGGAUAUGUAACUCCAGUUAAAGAUCAGGGUCAGUGUGGCUCUUGCUGGGCUUUCAGCACAACAGGAGCUCUUGAAGGCCAACACUUCAGAAAAACUGGAAAACUUGUUUCUCUCAGUGAACAGAAUCUUGUGGAUUGCUCCCGACCAGAAGGAAAUCAAGGCUGCAAUGGUGGUCUCAUGGACCAGGCUUUCCAGUACGUACAAGAUAAUGGGGGAAUCGAUUCAGAGGAAUCCUACCCAUACACUGCAAAGGAUGAUGAAGACUGUCGCUACAAGGCAGAGUACAAUGCUGCUAAUGAUACUGGCUUUGUUGACAUCCCUCAAGGACAUGAAAGAGCUCUCAUGAAAGCAGUAGCAGCUGUGGGUCCAGUAUCUGUUGCUAUUGAUGCUGGACACUCUUCAUUCCAGUUUUAUCAGUCAGGUAUCUAUUAUGAACCAGACUGUAGCAGUGAAGACUUGGACCAUGGUGUUCUGGUUGUAGGUUAUGGUUUUGAAGGUGAAGAUGUAGAUGGAAAGAAAUACUGGAUUGUUAAGAACAGCUGGGGUGAGAAGUGGGGUGACAAAGGAUAUAUCUACAUGGCCAAAGACAGGAAGAACCACUGUGGAAUCGCAACAGCUGCUAGUUAUCCACUUGUAUAAUUUGAAGACUGGACAUUUCAGUGCAAAAGGGGAUAAUAAACUGAAUGACCAAACAGUCA
This is a messenger RNA of Centrocercus urophasianus (Greater sage-grouse), 1171 nucleotides long. It is a transcript of the gene CTSL, whose product is annotated as cathepsin L. Gene Ontology annotation, biological process: immune response. Lineage: Eukaryota; Metazoa; Chordata; Aves; Galliformes; Phasianidae. Bases 96 to 1112 code for a protein of 338 amino acids. Gene Ontology annotation, cellular component: lysosome. The transcript has 8 exons. Gene Ontology annotation, molecular function: cysteine-type endopeptidase activity. The record is from RefSeq and is a predicted model, not a curated record.